Messenger RNA from Phalaenopsis equestris, 2257 nucleotides. RefSeq lists its product as uncharacterized. The transcript is spliced from 6 exons. NCBI's taxonomy places the organism in Eukaryota, Viridiplantae, Streptophyta, Magnoliopsida, Asparagales, Orchidaceae. The coding region runs from base 259 to 1716 and encodes 485 amino acids. The record is from RefSeq and is a predicted model, not a curated record.
UACUCAAUCCGCUGAUUCACGGGAUUUGGUAAAUCCGGGAUUUAAGACCGAAAUCUUUGAAAUCCAGAUUUAUCAAAUCCGAGGCUUUAUCUUAUCCCAAAUGACCGUCUGGCAAGAUUUAACUUAAAUCCAGCUUCAAUCCUGCUCUAAAUCCGUUACCAGACAUGCCCUAAAAGUUUCCGGGUCCUAAAUUGUCACUUGUAUAGACUAUGAUACUAAAACGAGCUCUUAUAAAAGCAGCCUCAAAUACAAAAUAUAAUGCAAGAAACACAACCUGUAGUGCAAGCUCUAGCUGCCACACAUUGUAAUGAGGACAGUGCUAACCAUCAAUUGCCAUCGAAGCGAAAGACACGUCUUCAUCCACAAUCAAAGCAAGGCAAUGUCAGUCUUCAGAUCACCCCAAGUUCCCGUUGUACUCGAUCUCAAGUCGCUCCUGAUUGGACAUUGCAGGAAGUACUCGUUCUUCUUAGUGAAAUUGUCGCCAUAGAUGAGGUCUGGCUUAAAGAAUUAUCAUCCUAUCAACGAUGGAAGAUGAUAUCGGACAACUGCUUGGCCAUGAAUGUUGUCAGGUCCUCAAACCAGUGCAAAAGAAAGUGGGAAAUGUUGCUCGCUGAUUACAAGAAAAUCUUGAAUUGGGAACUGCUGUCGAGGGAAGAGUCCUAUUGGUCUCUUCCAGAGGAGAGAAAGAAGGACUAUGGGCUUCCAGUUUCGUUUCAGAAAGAGGUCUUUGAUGCAAUGGAUGCUGUUAUUCAGGUACAACAACAACAGUCUGACUCGAAUAAUAGUGAUCCCGAGCAAAUAUAUAGUGUUGCGGAGCUUGAAAGAUCCACAAUGAAUGCUGACUCAGAAAUUUCCAUGCUAUAUCUGCCCAGCUCACUUCACGAAGUGCAAGUGGUCACUUCAAUGAGUCCUAAAGUAAAUGAGUCAACUUUGAAGCGCCCAGAGAAAGCCCUUGUAUUAGCAGGGGAUAAGUUGAUUACCAGUUUGAACAGCCCCAAAGUGGGAGAUCUGAUCACAGUUUCAAAGAGCUCUACAGAGAGACAUGAAAUGGAAGAGCUGAGCACAGCUUCAAAGAACCCAGAAGAGAGACCAGACGUGGAAGAGCUGAUCACAAUGUCCAAAAGUUCAGAAGUAGAAGAGCCACUCACAACUUUAAAUAGCUCUGAACAGAGGGUAGAAGUGGAAGAGCUGAACUCAACUUCGAAGAGUGUUGAAGAGAGAGCCGGAGUGGAAGUGCUGGUUAAAGCUUCAAAGAACGGAGAAGUGGAAGGCUUAAUCACAGCUUCAAAGAGCCCAGUAUUGGAAGAGUUGAUUACAGUUCCCGUAGAGGAAGACUAUAUCAACACUUCAAAGAGCUCAGAAGUGGAUGAGUUGAUCACAACCUCUAAAAGCUCAGAGAAGGCCAGUGUAAUAACAGCUCUUGAACAGGAAGAACUGAUCACUACUCCAAAUAGCUCAGAGAAGGCCUGUUUAAUAAAGGCUAAGCUACAGGAGAAUGCAGAGCAUAUCUGUGCCAUAUUGAGAGCCGAAUUGCAGACAGAAUCUUUGAACCCAAGUGCUGAAGAGAGACAGUUCGCAGAGACACAGUUCACUCGGCGUACAGCUGACGAGGUAAUCAAGUCCCUUUCAGAGCUCACGAACUCUCUAGACGAACUAUACGACCACAUGGGUGGGCCCAAAUGCGCCGGAAUCAUGCCCGUCGACUCCAUGGCCUGAAGAAUAUAUCCCAAAUUGGUCCCCCGGUUACUCGGUUGUGACCGAUUCAGUUCGAGUUUUGCAGUGUGCCAACUUAGUUUUUGGGUUAUUAAAAUUGAUGCCAGUUGAUAUAUCGUGUAGAAAUCAAAAUGAUCUCAAUUUAGCCCCUCAGCUAUACAGAUUGAUCCCAAUUGAUCAAUUGUGUAGAUAUCAUGACACAAGAAUGGUUUCAAUUUAGUCCCUCCGCCACACAAAUUUGAUCUCAAUUUACUCUCAGAAGGUCCAUUUGGGAUCAAUUUUUUGGGGUAAAUUGGAGCAAUACAAAACUUUGGGACUAAAUUCGUCACACCUAAAUAGUCGGGGACCAUUCUGGGGUUUAAAUUGUUUGUUGCUUGCUAUCUGAAAUUAGGAGCAGUUUCUCAGAUAGUUGAUAAGGCUUUAUUUGUAUGGCUUAGGGGAGGUUUUGUGCUUUAAUUUGUCUUGUUUUUAACUGUAUUGUUUUCUUUGUAAUGGAAGCCGGCAAUUGUAGUUUUCGCUAAUGUAGCAGCUUGCUUGUUCUGUU